ACUCUUCUGUUCACUUUUACCAUUCAAUUACUUAUUCUUGCCCAUAGGAUUUUUCUUAAAAAAAUUAUCAAUUUGGUUUUACAAUUAUCAGAUCUCAUGAGUAUAUAUAUAUUACAGAGACCAAGUUUACUAGGCAAAGCAAAAAACAGAAUCAGAGUUCUGAUAUAGUAAUUCACUAAAAGCAUGGUUCAUCUAACUAAGCUAAUGGGCUUAUUAACUCUGAUAUGGUGGUGCAGUAAUCUUGAAGAUGCACUUGCAUCCCCACAAACGCACGUAGUAAAUAGUGGGUGCAGCACAUACAACGCUUCCAACUUGCGUAGCUUCUUUGCUAAUAUCAAUGGAACGUUUUCAGCGCUAAGAGCACAGAUUCAGAAUCAAAACAAGCACUUUGGCGUAGCACAAGAAGCGAGGGGAGAGACGCUGACAUACGCAAUGUUUCAAUGCAGAAACUAUCUCUCAAACAAUGAUUGUCUCGCUUGCUUCGCCGCCGCCGCCACCCAAAUCCGCAACUGCUCCGCCGCCAACGGCGCCAGACUCAUCUACGACGGUUGCUUCCUCAGGUAUGAGAGCGAGAGAUUCUACGAUCAGACCACUGAACCUGGUAAUGGUGUAGUAUGUGGGAACACGAGUGCAAAUAGCACUGGUUUUAGAGCUAAUGGGCAACAACUGCUAAUGGACCUCCAAAUAGCAACACCAAAAGUUAAAGGUUUCUAUGCAGCUACUAAGAUACAGGUGCCUGGUAGUAGUGCAAUUUAUGCCGUUGCACAAUGUGUUGAAACUGCCACAGAGAGUAAUUGUCUGAAUUGCAUGCAAGUUGCAUACAACAACUUACAAAGUUGUCUUCCCAAAAUAGACGGUAGAGCAUAUGAUGCUGGCUGUUUUAUGAGAUAUUCCAUGUCACCCUUCUUUGCUGAUAAUCAGACCAUUGAUAUCACACCCUACUUAGAACAAGGUGGUUCAAGCAAGAAGUGGGCAAUUAUCGGUGGUGUUGUAGGAGGCGUUGUGAUCCUUCUUGCAUUGUUUGCUUGGCGAAUAUCCAGAAAACCAAAGAGGGUUCCCAGAGGUGACAUAUUGGGAGCUACCGAGUUGAAAGGUCCGGUUAAUUACAAGUAUAAUGAUUUAAAAGCUGCAACAAAAAAAUUUAGUAAUGAAAAUAAACUAGGAGAAGGAGGUUUUGGUGAUGUAUACAAGGGUACUCUAAAGAAUGGAAAGGUUGUGGCGAUCAAGAAAUUAAUGUUGGGCAAAUCUAGCAAGAUGGAGGAUGAUUUUGAAGGUGAAGUCAAGCUAAUAAGUAAUGUUCAUCAUAGAAAUCUCGUUAGACUUCUUGGUUGUUGCAGCAAAGGCCAAGAGAGAAUCCUAGUUUAUGAAUACAUGGCAAAUAGCAGCCUUGACAAAUUCUUAUUUGGUAACAAAAAAGGUUCCCUCAAUUGGAAACAACGGUAUGACAUAAUUUUAGGCACAGCAAGGGGAUUGGCCUAUUUACAUGAGGAAUUCCAUGUUUCCAUAAUACAUAGAGAUAUAAAGACUAGUAAUAUCCUCUUAGAUGAUGAUCUUCAACCAAAAAUUGCUGAUUUUGGGUUAGCAAGACUUUUGCCAGGGGAUCGAUCUCAUCUCAGCACAAGAUUUGCAGGAACAUUGGGAUACACAGCACCUGAAUAUGCAAUCCAUGGUCAAUUAUCUGAGAAGGCUGAUACCUACAGUUAUGGUAUUGUAGUCCUAGAAAUUAUAAGUGGUCAAAAGAGUACUAAUGUGAAGGAUGAUGAUGAGGAUGGUCGUGAGUACCUUCUUCAACGUGCAUGGAAGGUACAUGAGAGAGGCAUGCACUUGGAGCUAGUGGACAAGGCCAUAGACCCAAAUGAGUAUGAUUUUGAAGAAGUGAAGAAAGUCAUAGAAAUUGCUUUGUUGUGUACUCAAGCAUCAGCUGCAACAAGGCCAACAAUGUCUGAAGUAGUAGUUCUACUCAAAAGUAAAGGCUUAAUAGAGAACUUGCAACCAACUAUGCCUGUGUUUGUUGAAACCAAUCUCCAGUCUCGAGAAAGGAAUUCUUCAUCAACUACUGCUUCUUCUUCUAAUGCUACUGCUUCCAUUUCUGUUCUAUCAGCAAGAUGAUUAUAGCACGAAGUAAAGGGUCUUGAUUACUUGAACCAAUAAAGUAAUGUAAUAAAUUAGAGAAGUAUUGCUCUUCAUUUCUAGUUUCUUAGUUCAAAAUCACGCAAGUGUAUGUGCAACUUCUCUUGUGUUUUAUGCAUGGUUGGAAAGUGCAUGAAUUAGAUUACUGUUAUGGAUUUAUGAUAAUUUCCAAUUAAUUUGUUAUGAUAGAGUAUAUACUGAACUCCAGCCUAAAAUUCUAUUUCACU
Abrus precatorius (Indian licorice) is the source of this 2357-nucleotide messenger RNA. RefSeq names its product cold-responsive protein kinase 1-like. Bases 184 to 2109 code for a protein of 641 amino acids. The record is from RefSeq and is a predicted model, not a curated record. The transcript is spliced from 8 exons. NCBI's taxonomy places the organism in Eukaryota, Viridiplantae, Streptophyta, Magnoliopsida, Fabales, Fabaceae. Gene Ontology annotation, molecular function: ATP binding; protein kinase activity. Gene Ontology annotation, biological process: protein phosphorylation.